Molecule: messenger RNA, 1129 nt
Organism: Chanos chanos (milkfish)
Lineage: Eukaryota; Metazoa; Chordata; Actinopteri; Gonorynchiformes; Chanidae
Gene: psmg2
Product: proteasome (prosome, macropain) assembly chaperone 2
Exons: 7
Coding region: 69-851 (260 amino acids)
Biological process (GO): proteasome assembly
Cellular component (GO): nucleus; cytosol
Source: RefSeq, a predicted model, not a curated record
UCACGCCACGAGUUUAAGCAAAAAAGGUACUUUUUGUUAAUUUUCAAGUGUAUAUUAUAUUAGAAAUAAUGUUCAUCGCGACCGAAGACACGCCACCUUCUUUUAAAGGUUACACCUUAAUAAUGCCUGCUGUAUCGGUCGGAAAUGUCGGCCAGCUCGCUGCGGACCUUAUUAUUUCCACGCUCAACAUGCCACGCGUGGGGCAUUUCCACACGGACUGUUUAAUCCCUAUGGUAGGGAACAAUCCAUACGCUACCUCCUCUGAAGACGCUGCUGAACUGAGCACCAAUGCAGAAGUGUAUGCUCUAAAUGACAUUAAAUUAGCAGUGCUGCAAAUCAGAGCGCCCAUCAUUCAGACCAGAGUCCGAUCAUUUCGCAAGCUCAUAGUGGCUUGGAUCAAAACUAGCGGCUUUUCAAGAACUGUGGUUUUGUCAAGCAGUCACGCCUAUCAGAGGGACGACCGACAGCUCCUUGGCACUUCUCUACGUUAUCUACUGACACCAGCCCUGCAGAAGGAGGCAGAAGAGAGCGUUAAAGAGCUAGAUUGGAGAGAGUUAGAGCGAGUCAGCGCUUUUCCCGGCAUAGCCGAAUCAGAGCAGCGCCUGUAUAUCCCAGGAGGAGGCAUCACCAAGGGACUCUACACUGACUGUUGCUCGGAAAACAUCGCCAUGGCAGUGUUGCUCACAUUCUGUUCGGAGGGAGACAAUGUCCCAGAUGCUUUUGCUCUCGUCAGCUACCUAAAUGACUGGCACCGUCUGGUAGAAAAACAGACAGGGGGAUCAGCACAGUGGAGAGUCCCUCCGUCCUGGAGUUUGCUUUUUGGCAGUGGAAUCCCGCCUGCAAUCUUCUAAAGCUGAACCAGAGCACUUAAAAAAAAAAAAAAUCUUUUUCUUUUUUUUUUACCAUCCACUUUCCUCCAUGUGCAUUGCAUCUGCACCACUGCAAGUCUGCUCCUGUCAUCUCAGGCCAGAAUGCUCCUAUGGGCAUCGCCUUCUCGACUUUUAAACGUUAUCCGUUCACGAUGUGAACAGAAAACUAUAAUUUACUCUAAGCGAAAGGCCUAAAGCCUUUAGACAGCUGAUGGCAGAUGCAUUGUUUGAAAUAUGUUUUUUCCACUUACACACACACA